Messenger RNA from Pecten maximus, 693 nucleotides. RefSeq lists its product as uncharacterized. The transcript has a single exon. Lineage: Eukaryota; Metazoa; Mollusca; Bivalvia; Pectinida; Pectinidae. Bases 1 to 693 code for a protein of 230 amino acids. The record is from RefSeq and is a predicted model, not a curated record.
AUGGAGGAUGGAUCUGAAAGGCCAAUAGCCUUUGCGUCGCGUUCUCUCUCAAAAUCGGAACGAAAUUAUUCCCAAAUAGACAAAGAGGCACUUGGGAUAGUUUGGGGAGUAAAGAAAUUCUAUCAGUAUCUGUAUGGGCGUCUGUUCAUUUUACUGACGGAUCAUCAGCCGUUGACGUCUAUAUUUCACCCAGAGAAGGGGAUCCCAAUGACAACUGCGGCUAGACUUCAACGCUAUGCCCUAUUUUUGGCAGGAUUCCAAUAUGACAUCAAGUACAAGAGUACAACAAGACAUGUAAAUGCAGAUUGUUUGUCGCGAUUACCCUUGGUCUCUAAGCAGGAGACAGAAGGAGACACUGUCGAGACGUUCAUAGUGUCUCAUAUGGACACUCUCCCGGUAACUAGCAAGGAAAUCUCACGAGAAACUUUAAAAGACCCAACCCUGUCAAAAGUGUACACCACUGUACAGCGAGGGUGGAUCGAGGAUGAAGAUAAAUGCUUAGGCAUAUUCUACAACAAGCGUGUGGAAAUAAGCAUUCAUCAGAACUGUCUGUUUUGGGGAAUACGUGUUAUUGUUCCCAGUACACUCGGGCAAAGAGUGCUAGACGAGUUACAUGAAGGACAUGUCGUGGUAAAGAUGAAAGGCUUAGCAAGAAGCUAUGUCUGGUGGCCGGGCAUUGACACAGACAUUUAA